Durusdinium trenchii is the source of this 3261-nucleotide messenger RNA. NCBI's taxonomy places the organism in Eukaryota, Dinophyceae, Suessiales, Symbiodiniaceae. The record is from the annotation of a GenBank genome assembly.
AUGGUGUACCGCGGCGGCGCCCCGCGCCGACCGAGGCCCACCAGCUUGCUGUGGCGGAAUUGGGUGGAGGAAUCGGGCGCCGACUUCUGCGUGAAGCAGGCCGAGUUGGAUGAACAGACCUCCUCGCAAGUGCUUGGCCUGGAGGACCCCAAAGCCACGGAGCAACAGAUGCGCUCGUUGCCCUUGCACUUGCUGGAGCGACGGAAUGAGGCGAACAUGGCUCAACUCUUUGAGCUCCUGCGGAAGUUGCCCUCAGCGGUGCACUUCUACUUGGAACAGUCGGUCUUCCCCCAGUUCAUGCGCUUCCAAGACGAGAAGCUCUCGGCGUCGGGACAAGACCUGGGCGGCUCGAUCCUCUUCGGCCAGCGCAUCGGCUUCAGCGGCACGCCGAGCGACCUCAUGCCCCGCGAGCUGGGCCAGUGCGACUACGAGCCAGGCAGCGAAGGAGAGAUGGUGAGCACCAUGACCGACACCAAGGUCGUCACCUUCGAAGCGAUUCCGCCUGGUUGGAACGUGGAACUGCUGCUGGACAGCAUCAUCGAAGCAGCUCACCAGGGCCGAUGCAAUGCACUCAUCGAUACUGGAGCACUGAUUACUGGGCUCACGAACCAAGAGGUGGCCGAGUAUCUCUUGGGCUUCGGCAACCGAGACGUGACGGGCAGCCCCACGAGCAGGUUGAUGUAUUCAUGUCCGAUCUAUGAUGAUAUCAACCAGAAAGCCGCAAGGCUUCGGCAGACGCGCGAGGUCACCAAACUCGCCGACAGCGGCGUGCCGGCGCAGCGGCGCUUCGCCUUCUACGACCAGGUGCACACCACGGGCAUGGACAUCCAACAUAAACUGGAUGCAGUGGCGGCCUUGACUUUGGGCAAGGACAUGUGCUGGCGUGACUACGUCCAGGGGGCUUACCGCAUGCGCGGGAUUGGCCGAGGACAGCGCAUUUGCCUCUAUGUUAUCCCAGAAGUGGUGGAGUUGAUCAGCCGCGAUUUGGCCUUGGCGGGCAUCGAAGAACGCCUGCACGGACCGGACGGUACGUGGACCAGCGACGAGCGUGGAAGGCUCUUGGCAGUGGCCGCCUGGCUGUUGGUGAACUCCAUUCGUACCGAGCGGAUUCAAUUCGCCAUGCUGCAGCUGCAGAACUUGGGCAACGUCUGGCGGCGGAAUGCCUUCCAGACCGUCAUGCAAGGCUUCGAAAUGGUCACCUCGGAAGGUCUGAAGGAGGCCGUCCAAGUCUUCAAGGAGCCCAUCGCCUUCACCCUGCCCAGUGGUGUGCCAAAAGCUCGCGGAGUGCAUGAGGUGGUCGAGGAGCGCGUGGACGAGAUGUCCGGGUUGAUCGUCAACGAGGAAGAUGAGCAAGCUGUGGCAGAGGUCAAGAAGAAUGUCUUGGAGCUGUCUGCCUUAGCCGAUGAGAAGGAGGGCGAGGCUGGCUUGGAGACUGAACAACAGCGGGAACAAGAGCAGGAACGACAACAAGAGCAGGAGCAAGAGGAGGAGAAGGAGCAGGAGAUCGAGAUAGAGAAGUUUGUGGAUUUGAUGCACUGCCGCGACGACGAGGAGCCAGAGAGUUGGCCUCUGGUGACCUUGGCCUCUGAGGAGAAGGCGAAGCAGUUCUAUGAGGCCCAGCGCUUUAAGCUUUGGAAGCGCAGACCUUUGGAGAAUUUGCCUGGCGAAGCCCGGAUCUCCACGAAUUGGUUUAAUCCCCAAUGGAGCGGCUUUCGUCGCGUGAAGAACGUCUUCGUGCAGAUGGAGUGGGUGCCGGACAUGGGCAAAGCCGUCCGCUGCAAAGAGCCCUUGCAGUUGGAUCAGCUGGAGGAGCUGGAGAUGCACAAGAAACUUCGCACCGCUUGGGAUUUACUGAUGCGUGGCGAGGGCAUCGAACUUCCUAGAGCUACACAGGUGCUGGAGUCAACAACAAGCACUGGGCACGGGAAGAAACCGGAGAAGCUGCCACCUCCGCCGGGCGAGCUGGGCUCCGAGCGCUUGAUGGAGCUCCUGGCCGCCUCCUUCGAUUGGGACCCCGCGCUGCGCGAUCCGGGCGCUGCUUUGGCCUAUUUGGGCCGAAAGGUGGAAGAGAAGGUGAACUACGAGGACAUGGUGCGACUCCUUUUGGACGCUCGCUUCCGCACUCGCGAUGAGGGCCGCAGCUUUGUGUUGCUCUCCCUGGCGGAGGCGGAGACGCUGCGGAGGGUGCUCCAUGCGCGGCUCCAGGAGAAGGAGCCGAUUCUCAAACAGACACCUAGCGCCGCGCUGGCAUUGCGUUGCGUCUUUGCAGGGAACGCGGUGCUGGAUGGCAGCAAGGGCUUCCAGCCCGGCCCGGCGUUCCAGUGUCGCAUGAUGCACCAGUUGGCACGAUUCUUGGAUGGCCAAUCCUUCUUCCGCCCGCCAGAGAUCUCUGUCCUGCUGCGUGCGUUGCAACGCAACAGGCCCUUCGAGCGUCGCCGCUUCUACGAGGGCUUGGGCGGCUGCCGCCGCCGCGGCGCCUCCGGGGGUUGGGAGCAGCAGCCGGUGGCCGAGGUUUUGCGGCCCUGGUUGGAGUUCGAGCAAGUGCUGGCGCGUGUGCGCGCCGUGCGGCUACACGCGGCGAUUUAUGGCCAAGGGCUGUCGGUGCAAAUGGCCUUCCAACGCUUCGACGUGAACCAGUCCGGCUUGUUGGAGCCAAUGGAGCUCUGCAGGGCGCUCAGAGAGUUGGGCUUCGCCUUUGAUGCGGAAGAGGUGGCGAAUUGGAUCGAAGCGGUGGACACCACUGGGAAUCACUGCGCCGAUUAUUCGGAGUUCUUUGCCUUCUGCAAGCUGCAAGUGGAUGCCUUGCUAGGGAUCGGCUUCGUCCCCAAAGCGGCCCUGGCGGCGGAUGCGACCGUCCUCAUGGCCGACCGGCGCGACAGCCACGCCAGCGCCGAGCCCGCCGAGCCGGUCACGCCGGUCGCCGGGAAGGACGAGCAGGUGGCGCAGCCGAAGAGCGCGAACCCCACGACGGGUGCGCCGGAGCUGAUCCGCCACACGAGUGAUAUCGUGCGCCCGGACGAGAUCGAAGAGGAGUUGCUGGAACGAAGGGCUGCGCAAAAGCGCCAAGAGGCAGAAGAAGCCCGGGCCAAGGCCGAAGUGGAAGAGGCGAUCGAAGUGUUGGUGGAAGAGGAGUUGGGCAUGAAUCCCUCCUUCGGAGAAGGCUUUGGAGAAUGGGACUUCAGAGGACAACUCUUGCCCAAGGACACCUUCGCCCUGGGCGUCGUCGAUUUGAUCCCUGAGAGUUGGGGCAGCAAAGCAGGC